This is a messenger RNA of Neltuma alba, 982 nucleotides long. RefSeq names its product fruit protein pKIWI501-like. The record is from RefSeq and is a predicted model, not a curated record. The coding region runs from base 104 to 598 and encodes 164 amino acids. The transcript is spliced from 2 exons. NCBI's taxonomy places the organism in Eukaryota, Viridiplantae, Streptophyta, Magnoliopsida, Fabales, Fabaceae.
AACUCACAAACCCAUUUCCUCUCUGCCGCCUUCACGCACACACCGCUCACAAACUUUCUUCCUUUCUGCUCUCAGUUGUCACUCUCUCCUUUUUGCUUUCAAAAUGGCCAGUGUUGAGGUUGCCCAGGCUCCAGCAGUGACAGAGAAUGAAGCAACCGAGGUAACCAAGGUGGAGGAGACAACCCCAGAACAAGCUCCAGCAGCCACCGAGGCUGCUGUCCCAGCAGAACCAGAGAAGACAGAACAACCAAAGGACGAGGAAAUCACAGAAGCACCAAAAGAAGCAGAAGCAAAAACAGAAGAGUCUGCAGAAACCAAGGUGCCAGUUGAAGCUGAGACCAAGGAAGUUACACAGGAAGAAGCAAAGGAGGAAGCCAAGCCCACAGAAGCUGCACAAGAGGAAGCCAAGCCAGCUGAGAAAACAGAGGAAGUGAAGAAGGAAGAGACCGAAAAAGCCGAGGAAGUUAAGGAAACUCCUAAAACAGAGGAAUCAGCAGCAGCAGCAGAACCAGAAGCACCAAAAAGAAGUGAAGGCCGAAGCUACUGUGGAGAAGAAAGAAGAAGAAAAGGAGGAAGCAGCCAAAGAAGUCACUGUUGAGAAGACUGAAGCUUGAAGAGCCAAACAAGUCACUUUCUUUUUGUUUUUGCAUGUCAAUGUUGAAAAGCCUUUCUGCUUAAUUUGCUAGUUUAUUAUUUUACUACUAUUUUGCUAUUCAGGUGGCUGGUGGUGAAGGUUAAGUAUUCUAGAUGGGGCUUAAAUUUUAUUAUAUUUUUAAAAAAAUGGAGGAACAGUAUGCCUACGUGUAAGCACAUGGCUCCACGUCAGCAGAUAUAUACGGUUGCCAUGUGUUAGGGUAUGACUACGUGAUUCUAAGGGUUUUGUAUUGAAGUGAGGUGGCUAUUACUACUACUAGAGUUUGUGGAUGAUGGUGUGUUUAUCUGGCAUUUGAAUAAAUCAUAAUUUUAUUAUUUUUAUUUUUGC